GAAGUCGAAUUAAAUAAUUUUUCCCCAAAUUAGAGGUUUUUAUAGAGAGAGAAGAGAAGAAAGCAAAGAACACGCUCGGUUUUUUCUUUUUAGUGUUCAUGGAUUUUACAGAAAACCUCUUAUAAAACAAGAAAAAGAUUACAAAUUCAGAUCCGUUUUCUAAUUACAUCUCCAAAUUCACGAUAGCAUUUCUUAACUAUCUAAUCAAAAUCCCCCUUUUUUUAGUUUUGCCCUAUCAUUUUUCUCCAUAUAUACUUAUAUAUCUCAUGGCUAAGAAUUUUAUUUAUGCUAAAGAAACCCUAAAUUAACCGUGUUAUUUUAUUGGGGCAUGACGAAGAGGAAGGAACGAAUCCUAUCAGAACUUUAUGAUGUGACAGAAAAGAUUAUGGAACCAGAGAUCACGCCAGUUUUAAAAGGGAGUUGUCGCAUACAAGGACCUGUGGAAGAGACAGAUCAGGACGUUCAGAAGAAUACGAGAUCACGUCGAGGUGAAAGGAGAUUUGGCGGGGUUUCUCUAAGUGAAAAGUUUUGUAUGAGAGAAGAAUCUGGAACAUGCAAUGUGUGUGCUGCGCCUUGCUCUUCUUGUAUGCAUUUUGAUCGAGUAGCGUCACGCAUGGAUGUAAAAUCUGAGGAUGAGUGUUCAGAUGGAACCUCAAGAGGAAAGGAAGCCAGUCGCUGUUCUUUUAGUGUUACUGGUGUGUUGCCCAUUUCGAAGAAUAUAACGUUGCAGAAACGUCAGUGUGCUGCGGCUAGUGAAACAAGUAACGUCUUCAGCGCAUGCUCAAGUCAUGAUUCGUUUUCAGAAAAUGCUGAAAGCAAGGCAACCGAAGAUAUAGAGAUGCUUCCAGUAGUUUCAUCAGGUGGAACUUUAGAGUGUCAUGGUGAUAACAUUUCAUGUGUCAGCGGGGUUAAUGAUGCAGGCCCGCCAGUUGCAGAUCAUCCUAGUUCCAACAUGAAAUGGAAGAAUGUAUCAUCUAGUUCAGCAUCUGUUAGUAGCCUCCAUCCAAAAAUAUCUGAGAAAGACAAUCUUGUUCAGUUGGUUACGGGUUCUGUGAAUGGUAUUAAAUGUGAAGUGGAAGAGAACCGUGGGAAGUUUAGAAAGCCAAGCGUGUAUACAAAAGAAAUCAUACGUCCAACAUCAGCCAAACAAGAAGUUCAUUUAGAAGAAAUAAGGAGCCCGUCUUCACGCUCUAGAAGUGGUAAAUUGGCACCUUGUAAUGCAGAUAACAAAGAUUUGAAAGAAAGCUCUUCUUCACAGCGCCAGGCUGAUCCUUUUGAAUUAUUAAUGCCAAAUGCUUCAACAGCCAAUAGUGCCAGUACAAAUAAACAAACUUCCGAAAACCGUGACGAAAAUCUUGCUAAAUUGGAGCACAAUAAAACUAGAUGUAUGGAAAAUGGUUCCUCUGGCCAGGAAGCUGGAAUCGAUGUGGAAAUUGGGGGUUCACCAUCUGAAUCUGUGAAAUGUUUGGACCUCAAUGAAAUAGUUGAGAAGCCCGUUGUGUUGCCUGAAUCUUCUGGUGUGCGGGACAGUUCUUUGCAGGUGCAGUCUCAGCCUGUUGAUGAGAGUGAUGGCUCUGAAGUUGAGGAGGAUGUUAAGGUUUGUGAUAUCUGUGGGGAUGCUGGUCGAGAAGACCUGCUUGCUGUAUGCAGUCGUUGUGGUGAUGGGGCAGAGCAUACUUAUUGCAUGCGAGAAAUGGUGGAUAAAGUUCCAGAAGGUGAUUGGCUUUGUGAAGAAUGCAAAUUUAAGGAGGAUGCUGAAAAGCAAAAGCGAGAUAAGCCAGAAGCAGCAGUUGAACCUACAAAACAGUCAUGCAUAGAUGAGAAAGAAAGUACGCCGAAUGUUAAAGUCUUAAAUAAGUCGGAUGUAAAAGCAUUAGACGCAGAGUCCAAAUUAUCUCCCAAGAUAGGUUCAAAUGUAAACAUCUCGUCAAAAAGGCAUUUAGAUAAUGUUGAAGGGGUUUCUGCUGUAAAACGACAAGCUUUUGAAUCCAGUUCUGGAUUGUCAAAGCCAUCAAGUUCAAACAAAGAAGCUGCGGUUUCAAAGGUGGGUUCCUUUAAGAGCACAUCGUCAAAGAUGGUGCAACGAAUAGAGUCUCCCACUUCAAGUACCAACCCAUCACAAAACCAUUCUCGGCAACAUUUUUCUGGUACAAGUACCCUUCAAAAGUCAAAUUCUUUCACUGAACCAAAGGGAAAAUCUGCACAAGAAGAUUCCACUCUUAAGUUCAAAUUGAGUGAGACAAAAAAAACUAGCAGAUCCUCGUCAUUCGACCAUCGGUCAUACUCUACCGUAAAAGAGAGAGAGGAUCCUCCUCGUCUCGCUAGUAAGGACGACCUAAGAGGGUCGAAAGUAAUAAAGGACUGUAGCCCCUUUGAGAGGAAAAAUUCCUCCAGACCAGAUCGGUCUGCGGUUCCUUCACCGAAACCUGGAUCUGGUGGAGGUGCUACUCCAAAGGCUGAUAAAAGUGCUCAUCAGGGUGAGAGUGCUUCAGGAUCAUUCUCAGCCACCAACGGACGUAGUAUCAAGGGUAAUCCGGCAGUACCCAAAUCAUCAAAGUCGCCUCCACUUUUGAUUAUUAGAGACAGUAGAAAAUCUCUAGGUGGCAGCGGUGAUCUUAAGAGACAGUCUUCAGUGUUACCCCGUGGCAUUACUGCAUCACCAAAGAGCACUAUGAACCUUUUAGAUCGAAAACCAAGUAAAGUUAGUCUUAAGGAUGAACCAGCUGGAGAUGGUCCUGGUGCAAGAUUUUUAAGUGAUGCAGUGAACAAAAGAACUAAGUUGAAAGCUGCAGAUGAAGUUCUAUUGUCAAAAAGAUCUGGAGAACACAAAAAGAGUGGAACUCCUGAUCAGUCGGAAGAUUUGACAAUGUCCUGUGAUAAUGUUAGCCGGGAAGUUGUGUCUAGUGAUCAGACCUCAAUCUCAUCAAGUUGCUUGAAGGGAUUGACUUCCAACAAUAUAGUUCAUGAUGGGCAGGAGAAUUUCAAGGGUGUACCAUCCUCCGUAGUUUCCCUGUCAGGCAUUUUGUCAAUUCCGCAGUACGAUUAUAUAUGGCAAGGUGGAUUUGAGGUGCAAAAAAGUGAGAGAGUUGUUGAGUUAUUUGAUGGGAUUCAAGCACAUUUAUCCAUGGGUUCAUCGCCCAAAGUUCCUGAGGUGGUAAGCAAGUUCCCUUACAAAGUGUUAUUGGAGGAAGUACCCCGGUCGACCGCAUGGCCAGCACAGAUUCAGCAUCAGGCUACGGAAGAAAACAUAGGUGUCUAUUUCUUUGCGAAGGAUAUCGAAAGCUAUGAAAGGAACUAUAAAAGGUUAUUGGAAAACAUGAUUAAGGAGGACUUAGCUCUGAAAGGGAACUUUAAUGGAAUUGAACUUCUGAUUUUCCCGUCGAACCAGCUGCACGAGAGAUCUCAACGUUGGAACACAUUAUUUUAUAUGUGGGGUGUAUUUAAGGGAAGAAGGGUAGAUGAGAGUGUUCGUUCUCAAAAGGAGACUUGUGGAAACUCGUAUGAGAUACACUUGGCUGGAGGGUUACCUUACCCUGCUGUGGUUGAUUCACAGAGGGAAGGUCUUUCAGGUAAUGUAAAAGGGUUAUCUGCAUCCAGCUCUUUGUUGAGCUCACAAGAAGCAAUCACAUAUCCCCCGUCAUCCAGAAAGUUAGAUAAGAGUUGCCACAAAGAAGGGCCAUAUCUCGGGAAUGAGGUUUCAAAGAGUCACGUGCAGGCACCCGUGGAAAGGAAAGGACGCAACAUGUUAAUGGAUGAUGAUAGAGAUAAUGUAGAGAUUAGUGAAAAGGAGCUUGAUUCAUGCUCUGUUCUAGCUGGCCAGAACAGUGUCCUUCAAUUUGGUAAUAAUAGAAUGCUGGUAGACUUGAAUAAGUUCGAUUGCUCUGAGGCAAAUAUUCCAUCAACUUCAUCAGACUGGAAAGAGAUAUCAUCCGGCCCAUACCCGGUUACUUCUACUUCUCCUGCCCAGGAUUCAAACCCUAUUCACAGUGCAGUUGAAAAGAAAAUUAAGGACAUAAGUAACGUUGAUGAAGUGAUACCCAUUGGAAAUAUCAAAGAUGAGGAUGUUAUGUUAGUAGACACAAUAGCUGCUUUCACGGGUAAUCUGUUGAAGCAGGAAGAUGGAAACAGCUCCGUGUUGCCAUCCAGCAGGAAACGCCCAUGUCCGGCUGCCUCGGACGUUCUCUGUCAAGGUUCUGCUGGAAUCCCUAGUAGUACAAGUCAUUCAAUUCCGCUGGAUGAUAAGUCAGAUCACACUUUAGUUGAUGAGAAGAAUGAAUGCAAGAAAUUGAAAACUAGUUAUGGCUGCAAUGAUGGAAGUAGUAGCUCCACAGGAAAGAUAUAUUUGGGUGGAAGUUUUCCUAUGAAAGAUCGUGGACAUGAUGCUGAGGAAAAUAUGGUUACUGGUGAGACAAGGAAGUCGGAAAGGUUCAUUUUUCCUGUUGAUUUAAACUGUUCGAGUGACUGGCCAGAAGAAAAAGACACCAUGCCGUUGCAGGUUAUUUCAUCUGAUGAUGAAGAUCAGCCAGAACAUCACUUCCCUAAUUUAGAACUUGGUUUAGGGGGUAAGAUGAAACCAACAUUAAAACAGGGAGGUUUGCCGUUUUUUGCAAGAUUAGACGGGAAGAAAGACCCAAGUAAGCAUCCAGAUGAUGCAGUCAAGAAGUCGGGUAGCUUGGAUGUUGCAUUGGGUUCUCUUUCUCUAUCUCUAGCAUUUCCCUUGUCAUCAGUCAAGAAGGAGCAAACCACUGCAAACUCCUCUCUGAACCAUCUUUCAAUACCGGGGCAACUUUUGCCUGAGAGGCGGUCACCACCCAACAUCGACACAUCAGUACUGGACUUGGCUUUGUGACUGCCAGCACAUUGUUGUAAAUUGUGCCUCUUCAGUUAUUAGUUGUAUACCAGGAUCAUCAAGGAUGAUGGUCUGGAAAGUUCUCUCACGAGAACUUAUUAGUCGAUUUCUUCCCAUCUGUCUAUAAUCAUAAUCAUAAAAUGUCACUCUACAAGGUUCAUUUUUUUUUUUUUGUUCUUUUUGUGGGUGGGAAAGUUGUUUGCUUAGUCAAACUCGAAACGGCUGUUUGUAUAAAAAGAGAACUAAACGGCCGGACUCCUUGCAAAAAAAAAAAAACACAGAUGCCUUCCAUAUCUGCAAGUCUCUGAAAAGGAUUUUGUACUGUU
This is a messenger RNA of Papaver somniferum (opium poppy), 5175 nucleotides long. RefSeq lists its product as uncharacterized. The record is from RefSeq and is a predicted model, not a curated record. The transcript has 12 exons. The coding region runs from base 329 to 4849 and encodes 1506 amino acids. Lineage: Eukaryota; Viridiplantae; Streptophyta; Magnoliopsida; Ranunculales; Papaveraceae.